This is a messenger RNA of Setaria italica (foxtail millet), 483 nucleotides long. RefSeq names its product pollen-specific leucine-rich repeat extensin-like protein 4. NCBI's taxonomy places the organism in Eukaryota, Viridiplantae, Streptophyta, Magnoliopsida, Poales, Poaceae. The record is from RefSeq and is a predicted model, not a curated record. The transcript has 2 exons. The coding region runs from base 1 to 483 and encodes 160 amino acids.
AUGCCGGCGCGGCCCAUCCUCCAUGCUCACGCCGCCCCUCCUCCACCACCGCCGCCUCAGACUCCUCCUCCGUACCGGCGCCACCUCCACUCCGCCGCCGCUAGCCUCCUGUUCGACACCGGCGCCGCCCCCGACCCAGUUGCCAGCGCCUCCCCCACUCUGCCGCCCCUCCACCACCGCCACCGCCCCUCCUUCACCGUACUAGCACUGCCUCCUCCACUCCACGCUGGCCUCCUACCCAUCAACGCGCCACCGGUUGGCCUCCCUGACACCGGCGUCGCCCCCGACCCAACCCCAUCUGGAUUGAGUAGGCCUAAACGAAAACGAGGCCCAAAUAAGAAGUUAGAGGGCCGUAUCAUCAUCACGGAACUUAAUGAAGAGGGUGAACCAACUACUCCAGACAAUACUAAAACAAAAUUGGUGAAUCAAAUUGGGUUUCUUGUUAGGGAUAACAAUAAGCUUUCAGAACUGAAAAAGCCCUGA